UCACGUACGCCAUUUUGAAUAGGGCAGGUUCUGACUGGGGGUGUAUUGUCCCUGGAUGAGGAGUGGGGGGAGAUGAUUUAUAAUAAAUAAUAAUAUUAAAAACCAAUAUCUUACGAAUGCUUCUAUACGUGCUACUCUGUCUCCCAGUGCCAGUCCUUUCCUCAAUUGCUGUCCAUCGUAGGGAUCACCCAUCUAGAUGAGUAACAGCGGCACUCCAUCCUCGGCAGCCGAGCAGACAGAAAAGGACAGGUCCGGGGCGGGUGGAGAGCGGACGCGGGCUCCCUCUUUUGGUGCGCUGUGUCCGCCCGAAGAACAGACGGGCUCCGCGGGUAGCGCCGGCUGCCCAGCGUGAGAAGGAGGAUAAACGAGGGCAGCGACAGCUAGCAUCUCCCCCUCCCCAUUUUUAUUUCAUUUUUUACGUGUCCUGACCUGGGGUUCUGCCUUGAUAGCAAAGCGGAAUACCCGAAUAUAUCCGGCAGGUAAGAAGAAUGUUUCAGCUUCCAGUAAAUAACCUCGGCAGUUUGCGAAAAGCCAGGAGAAAUGUGAAAAAAGUUCUCAGUGACAUUGGCUUGGAGUACUGCAAAGACCACAUUGAUGAUUUUAAAGAAUUUGUCCCCAAUGACUUCUAUGUCAAGAACACUAGUUGGGAAGAUGUGUGCAUGUGGGAUCCGUCAUCAACCAAACCCCAGGAGUACAGAUCAAAACCAUUCUGUUGCUCCGGUUGUCCCUUCUCCUCUAAGUUCUUCUCAGCCUACAAGAGUCACUUCCGCAAUGUGCACAGUGAGGACUUUGAAAGCCGCAUUCUGCUUAACUGCCCAUACUGCACUUACAAUGGCAACAAGAAGACCCUUGAAACACACAUAAAGCUGUUCCACAUGCCAAAUAACAUAGCCCGGCAGGGAGCAGGUGGAGUUCCUGGUGGCCUGAAGGAGGCAGUGAGGUUUGAUGGCAGCCACAAGCUCAAAACAGCAGACAGUGUGGAGCAGGCAGUGUACUAUUGCAAGAAGUGCACCUACCGUGAUCCGCUGUAUAAUGUGGUGCGCAAGCACAUUUACCGGGAACACUUCCAACAUGUGGCCGCGCCAUACGUGGCAAAGCCUGGUGAUAAGUCUGUCAAUGGUGCUGUCAGGGGAAACCCCGGUGCCCGUGAUGAUACUAUUCACUGCAAGCGUUGCAUGUUUGUGCCACGCACCUACGAGGCAUUGGUCCAGCACGUCAUUGAGGACCAUGAGCGCAUUGGCUAUCAGGUGACUGCAAUGAUUGGCCACACUAAUGUGGUGGUGCCCAGGUCCAAACCCCUCAUGCUGCUCUCACCAAAGCCUCAGGACAAGGGCAUUCUGGGAGUCACUCAAAAGGGAACCUUGGUGACCACCAGUGCCCGCUCCCUGUCUGCUCAGCAAUUGAGCCGACUGGUCUUACCAAAAGCUGGAUUGCUGUCAGGCACCCAACUAAAACAGGGACCAUAUGGGUUUAAGAGUGGGACCACACAGGCUUUCUCCAUCAGUGGCCAGCAGGUUAGAAUCACUUUGCCAGGCAAUGCACAGGUGUCUGUCCCACAACAAUCACAAACCGUCAAACAGCCGCUCCCUGGUGGGAACAUGCGCAUGCCUGGGUCUGGGGGCUCAGUUGAGGGCAAGAGCUUCCAGUCGGGGAUCUCUACCUCUUCUUCCUCUACACUCAAGUCAUUACCUCUGUCCUCACGGGUACAAGCCACUGCUGCUGGUGUGGCUUCAGGUGCCACUAAGAAGGGGAGCACCUCCAUCCUUGGCACAUCCUAUACGCAAAAGUGGAAGAUCUGCACCAUCUGCAAUGAGCUCUUCCCAGAGAAUGUGUACAGUGCACACUUUGAGAAGGAGCACAAGGCAGAAAAAAUUCCAGCAGUUGCCAACUACAUCAUGAAGAUCCACAACUUCACCAGCAAGUGCUUGUAUUGCAACCGCUAUUUGCCUAGUGACACCCUUCUCAAUCAUAUGCUGAUUCAUGGCUUGUCUUGCCCGUAUUGUCGUUCGACUUUCAAUGAUGUAGAAAAGAUGGUGGCACACAUGCGGCUGGUCCAUGCAGAUGAGGUGGUGGGGCCGCGCACCGAUUCCCCCCUCACCUUUGAUCUUACUCUCCAGCAAGGCAACCCCAAGAACAUCCAGCUGAUAGUUACAACUUACAACAUGCGUGAUGCGCCAGAGGAAUCCGUGGCUUUCCAUGCUCAAAACAACACAACAGCAACUCAUUGCAAAAAGACACCUCCCAAAAUUCCCGAUAGUCUUGAUGUACCCAUAAAGAGUGUACCACAGGCUGCUGUGCCCUACAAGAAGGACGUAGGCAAGACCCUCUGCCCAUUAUGCUUCUCCAUCCUCAAGGGGCCAAUUUCUGAUGCACUUGCACACCACCUGAGAGAGAGGCAUCAGGUGAUUCAGACAGUACACCCUGUGGAGAAGAAAUUGACUUAUAAGUGCAUCCACUGCCUGGGUGUGUAUACCAGCAACAUGACAGCCUCCACAAUCACCCUUCACCUUGUACACUGCCGUGGUGUGGGAAAGAUGCAGAAUGGCCAAGAGAAGCCUAAUGCAUCUCUGAAGGUAACCCAGUCAUCUGGUAUAGCUUCACUCAAGCGUGACAUAGAACGCUUAGACCCAGGUUUCCUGAAGAAGCGAAAACUUGACCAAGACCACUCCCCAACAAGUUUGACUGAUAAGUCUGAUGAUGCUGUGGUGUUGGUGCUUGACCCAAAAGGCUAUGAAGAUGAAUCCUAUGAGGCUAGGAAAGCUUUCCUCACAGAGUACUUCAACAGACAGCCCUACCCUUUAAGACGUGAAGUAGAAAAGCUUGCAGCUAGCCUGUGGUUGUGGAAAUCUGACAUCUCCAGCCACUUUGUGAACCGGCGAAGGAAGUGCACUCAGGAUUGUGAGUCCAGGAAAGCUGCUGUUCUGUUAGGCUUCAACAUGCGAGAGGUCAGCCGACUCAAGCACAAGAUGAACUUUGACCCUGAGUGGUUUUUUGAAGCCAAAGAGGAGGAAGAGUGUCAUACAUCUAAAACAUCCAUUGGUCGAUCCACUAACUCCAUCAGUCAUUGCCUGGAUGAAAGUGCUACAUCACUUUUGAGAAGAACACCAAGGAAGUCCAUCAAGCGCACCCAAUCUCAGCCAAAUGGAUCGAAAAGUGCACCCGUGCCUAAUGUCGAUGGAAAUGACCAAAAGCCGACAAUCGAAAUCACCUUACAGCAAAGGACUAAAAAGCACUCAGAAAUUAUAACACUGGACUCUAAGAAUGGGUCACAAAAAAAAGAGGAAGCUAUGGCAUCUAUUGACAGAAGACUUUCAGAUGAAGAGGGGAUGGCCACUGGAGAAGAGAAAGAUAAAGUAGUGGAAGCCAGAAACAGUCAUGCCAUGAAUGAUGGUGGGCUUGCCAUUGAACAAGAGAAAAAGAGAGGGGCUGUAGACAGAGACCCUUUAGAUUCAGAAUCAAACUUGAGGACCUUGGAGGAGAAGGCGUCCCCGUGUGAGAAUGGCUAUGGGUCAGCUGAGCAGAUGGUUAGACAGAAGAAAAUAGAAAUUAACAAAGAGGAGGACCAGCAUGUUAAGGAGAAGAGCCAUUGCACAUCAUGGAAAAACCACAGCAGCCAGGGAAUCCUAGACAGCAAGUCAGAAACUUCUAUACUAGACGAGCUUAAUGAUGGUGUGGCUGGAGGCAAUGAGCCAAAGUGUACCCUGUUAUCAGGAGGUGUGUCCCUAAGCAGCCAACAGGUAUAAUAUCCUUGCAGGAACUUAGGUAAAACGACCAAUAGUUUGAUGGCUCUCUGAGGCUUCAGAACUGGUACAGCCAGCAACCGCAGAAGGGGAAGUGAGGAGGAGGAUGUGACCAACAAGCCAUCCUGUAGAAUAGGAAUCCAUGUGUCAGCAAAAAAAGUCAGCAAAUGUUCUACAAUAGCAGCAAGAAAUAAACCACAAUGUUAAGACUUGCUGUAGGAAGAAAAUAAAAGAUGCACUAAAUAGUACAUAAGUCUGAGUUUCCCAUUCAGUUUACUUUAUGUAUACAACAGUUUACUUAAAAUCUUUUUUUAUAUAUCUUCCGCUCAUUCAUCACAAGAAUAUGAUGACUGACUGAUUGCAAGGUCUUUGGUUUCCAGGAUAGAGGAUUAAGUAGGAAAAUCACUCAUUUCAUAUAGUGAGAAAAUAGCUGGUGUAUAUUUGUACAGUCUUUUAGACCUGUUUGAAGAGAUUCAUCACAUCGCUGUAGUGUAUCUAUGAUAUAUUUGCUCUUCUUUAUGUGCACAAGUUAGAUUGUCAUAACUUCUACUUUUGUCCACUUCUGUGGAUAAAAAGUGCUCUAGUGGCUGCUGUUUUUUCUUUUUCUUUUUUUUUUUUUUUAAACAAAACAUUGUA
Molecule: messenger RNA, 4376 nt
Organism: Paramormyrops kingsleyae
Lineage: Eukaryota; Metazoa; Chordata; Actinopteri; Osteoglossiformes; Mormyridae
Gene: adnpb
Product: activity-dependent neuroprotector homeobox b
Biological process (GO): regulation of gene expression
Cellular component (GO): nucleus
Molecular function (GO): DNA binding
Source: RefSeq, a predicted model, not a curated record